Messenger RNA from Chlorella variabilis, 588 nucleotides. RefSeq lists its product as hypothetical. Bases 1 to 588 code for a protein of 195 amino acids. The transcript is spliced from 3 exons. The record is from RefSeq and is a predicted model, not a curated record. Lineage: Eukaryota; Viridiplantae; Chlorophyta; Trebouxiophyceae; Chlorellales; Chlorellaceae.
AUGCGUCCGGCACUGCUGUGCAUCGAUAUGCAGGAGCACUUUCGUGACGGCAUGGCUGCAGCAGUCGUUGGCCGGCUGAACAACUUGAUCGAUGUCUGCCGCAGGCUUCACAUCACCAUCAUCUUCACACAGCACGGGCACCCCCUGCUCGACCCAGAGGCUGAGGAGCGCAGCAGCGUGCUGGUGCGGUGGUGGGGUGCCGACGGCAGCAUACGGCACGGGUCGCACGCCUGGCAGCUGCUGCCUGAGCUGCACGUCAAGCCUGGAGAGGACCCAAUCAUAUCGACCAAGCAGACCUACGAUGCGUUUCAGGGCACCGAGCUGCUGGAGCUGCUGCAGAAGCAUGACUGCGACACUCUAGUGAUUGGCGGCGUGAUGACAAACUUGUGCUGUGAGACAACGGCAAGGUCUUCGUUCACCAAGAACUUCGAAGUCCUGUUCCUGUCUGACGGCACAGCGACAGCCAGCAAAGAGAUGCAUGACGCCAGCCUGCUCAACCUCUCGUACGGGUUUGCCAGGGUGCUGACCUGCGCCGAGGCGGAGCAGGAGCUGAAGCGGAGCUGCAGCGGGGGCGACCCACCAGCAUGA